Penicillium brevicompactum is the source of this 3762-nucleotide messenger RNA. RefSeq names its product pentatricopeptide repeat protein. Lineage: Eukaryota; Fungi; Ascomycota; Eurotiomycetes; Eurotiales; Aspergillaceae. Bases 1 to 3762 code for a protein of 1253 amino acids. The transcript has a single exon. The record is from RefSeq and is a predicted model, not a curated record. Gene Ontology annotation, molecular function: protein binding.
AUGGUCUUCAAACCAUUCACCCACCUCGCGCGCCAGUCUUUCACCAAAGCCUUCACCCACGGCUAUGCGCAGUCGGUAGUCGCCGCGUCGCAGACCUACGCGUCCACCACUCCUUUCAACCCCCUCGCCGUUCAACCCGCCAAAUUCUCUCGCACAACCCAAUUACAGAAUGCAUUCUCCAAUGCCUCCAGCUCGUCCGGCGCUGGCGCCAAGGCAAGCCAGGGUGGCUCAGGAAGCGGUGAUUUCGGUCUAGCGGCCUAUUAUGCCGCAUGGCAGAACGCGCAGCAGACCGGUGAUGAAAGCGAUUGGACCCAAUACGAGUUCAAUCGUCGCAUCGGUUGGAAACCUUCCGACGAGGCCGAUGUCUCUGAAGACCGCGCCGCGACCGAAUCCGUUCCCCCGCAUCCUACCAAGGCCGCUGUUAACGACGAUGUGAGCGCCCAGGUGGAGGAGGCUGUGGCUCGCGAGAUCCAGAUCCAAGAGGAACAAGCACAGGCAGAGGAGGCCGCGCUCAGCGCUGAACCUGCCGAGGAGGUUGCGGAAGUCUCCGAGGCGGCGCAGGUCGCUUCCGAUGGCAUCGUGCGAUUGGUUGGAGACAAGAAGUAUGCAGACAUUCCCGCUGCAUUUGAGGCUCUGCUUCGCGACGGCUUAACCCCGACCGUUGAAGCAUACAAUGCCCUUCUUGUUGCCGCUAUCCGCCUGCACCCCGAUGCUGCUCAGGCAAUUCCUAAGGCCCUCGAUGUCUACUCUGAUAUGCUUCGUCGCAGGGUAAUUCCCGAUGAAGAUACCUAUGAGACAUUGGUUCAGUUGCUUGUUAUGCGCGCCCACGAUAUCAUCAAGGCCAAGCAGGUUCUCGAGAACGAGCGCGUUCGUUUCGGUGGCAUGGAGGAGCAAGGCAAAUUCAUGCUUCAGUCCAGUGAAUUGGAGCAUGCCAUUCUUCUCGAGGAUACUUCUUUGUCCAUUGCCCUCAAGCUCUUCAACACUGCUGCCUCGCGACACAGCCGACUCGUUUUCCCAAUAGAGAUUUAUCGUCAGCUCAUUAUCGCCUGCGCCAAGGAAGGCAAGGUCGAGGAUAUGAUUCGCGUUUAUGCUCACAUGGAAUCCCACAAGAUGACUCCCCAUGCCACUAUCUUCCCUGCCAUGAUUACUGCAUUCGCCUCCGGUGGCGAUCUUCGCAGUGCGGUCGAGUGCUACAAUGAGUACCGCAGUCUUGCUGUCUCCGAUGACAGCGGUGUCUUCAGCAUCGUUGAGCGUCAGGAUGGCCAGGUCUAUGCUGCUUUGAUCCGUGCUUACCUGUCUUGCGACAAGGAAGCUGGUGCCAUGCAAUUCCUUGAGAAGAUUCGCUCCUCCUUCGACGAGGUGACUGAUGGUCGCCAGGACCGGUGGUCUGCCGUGGAGAGCAUCAUUAUCGAGGAUGCGUUUGUGCAACAUUCCACCGACACCUUCAAAUAUGGAAAGGCCCUGGAACAGGCGAAAGAUCAAUUGCAUGAUGUGGCGCGUGAUCAGGCCAUCUCCCGAAUUUGCAUCGCUGCCGCUGAUGCAGACGAUCUCCCCACUGCCUCUGCAGCAUAUGACAGUCUGCCCACCGCCCCUGACGUACGACAGAACCCGGCCAUCUCCCUUCUGGCGCUCCAAGUCCGCCGGGGCAAUGUUUCGGCGGCCCGUUCCUUGUGGAUCAUGUUGAACACAGUGGGUCAGGCAACCCCGGAUAUGGUUCAGCCGACAGCCAUGUAUGCAGUCGCACUGCUCAAGAGUGGAAAUGUUGAGGAGGGUCUUCACCAAGCCCGUAACAUGUUCACGCGCAUUCGCAACGCAUCAUCGGAACAGCAGAACAUCGUCGCCGUCCGCGAACAAAUCGUCGAGUCACUUCACCUCUUUGGUCGUGUCCUCAUGCAGUCGGCCGCUGUUCUAUCACCCCAAGCUUCCAUGACACUCCUCUGGUCUAUGCUUGAGAACGGCGGUCUGGUAUCCCCUCUCGCUGAGCACGCUAUCGCCAACCUUGGUCCCAUCGGCAUCUCCCAGCUCAAGCCUGCUGACCUUACCCUUGCUCUCCAAGUGCAAGCUGGUAUGUUGGCUAGCCACAGCUCCAUGCUGUUCGAUGUUGCUCACCCUAUUCGUUUCGCCCACAUGUUGGAUGUUGCUUUGUCUGCUUCUAUUCCCAUGGAUCUCUACACCACUGGCCUUGUUGACCAGGCUAUUGGCCGUCUCUAUGUCAGCAACCCUGAUGUCGUCAAGAAGUGGCAAGAAUACUUGGGCGCAAACACUCCGAACUCAGCGUCGCCUGCUCGUGUGUUCUCUGAGAGUCACAGCCCUAUUUCCAUGGCUGAGACCUCGAUCACUGCCCCCGUCACCCCCGAGUCGUUUGAUCCCUACGCCCAUGCCACUGACUUCCGUGGAUCUGCCAUCAUCGCCGAGGAGCUCGAGAAGACUAGUGGACGCGUCGAGAUUCAUCUCAACGAGGCUUUGACUCGUCUCAACAACAUGCGUCGUACUGGUCGUCACCCGCGUUACAUCACCUACGCCAAGUUGAUCACUGCUGCCUCCAAGACUGGCAGCAUGCCUCUGGCUCAUGAUAUUCACAACAUGGCGCGUUCCGACGUUCCUCUAGACAUGAAAUUCACAGCUGUCAAGUACGGCUGGGUUUCCAUCCUCGAUGCCAUGGUCGCCGCUUGUUUGACUCUCGGUGACCGCCAGCUGGCUGCUCAGUACCACCAGGAGCUUCUCACUCUCGGUUCCGCACCCUCUGCCAACACUUUCGGACUGUACAUCACCACACUGAAGGAGUCAACCAAGACUUUCGAUGAGGCCACUGAGGCCCUCAAGGUCUUCCACCGUGCCGUCGCUGAAGGUGUUGAGCCAACCUCGUUCCUGUACAACGCUCUCAUUGGAAAGCUUGGCAAGGCUCGUCGCAUUGACGACUGUCUUGCAUACUUCGCUGAGAUGCGUGCCAAUAACGUGCGCCCAACAAGCGUCACCUACGGAACGAUCGUCAAUGCGCUGUGCCGUGUCAGCGACGAGCGCUUUGCCGAGGAGAUGUUCGAAGAAAUGGAGUCUAUGCCCAACUACAAGCCACGCCCUGCGCCUUACAACUCUAUGAUUCAGUACUUCCUUAACACCAAGGGUGACAUCAACAAGGUUCUGGCUUACUACGAGCGCAUGCAGGCCCGCAACAUCCAGCCCACUAUGCACACCUACAAGCUUCUAAUUGACGCUCAUGCCUCUCUCGAGCCAGUUAACAUGGUUGCCGCUGAAGCCGUUCUGGAAUCCAUGAAGGCCGCCGGUCAACAUCCCGAUGCUGUUCACUACGCCUCCCUGGUCCAUGCCAAGGGAUGCGUGCAACACGAUCUCGCCGGUGCCCGCAAGGUCUUCGACACCGUUCUGUCCAACCGCCGCGUCCGCCUCCAGCCAUGCCUUUACCAAGCCCUCUUCGAGUCAAUGGUCGCCAACCACCGCGUUGCCGACACUGAACCGAUCGUGCAAGACAUGCUCACCCGCAAGGUCGAGAUGACUGCAUACAUCGCGAACACCUUGAUCCACGGCUGGGCCGCUGAAGGCAACGUUUCCAAGGCCAAGGCCGUUUACGACAGCAUUGGCAUCCAGAAGCGCGAACCCAGUACCUACGAGGCGAUGACCCGUGCUUUCCUGAGCGCUGAUCAACGCAUGAGCGCAACCGGCAUUGUCCAGGAGAUGAUGUCCCGGGGCUACCCAUCCGCCGUGGCUGGCAAGAUCGUUGAUCUCGUCGGUCCUUCUUCUUCCCUUUAA